Saimiri boliviensis boliviensis (Bolivian squirrel monkey) is the source of this 4515-nucleotide messenger RNA. The record is from RefSeq and is a predicted model, not a curated record. NCBI's taxonomy places the organism in Eukaryota, Metazoa, Chordata, Mammalia, Primates, Cebidae.
UUACUUGUUUAUCUGAAAUUCAGAUUUAACCGUACAUCCUGUAUUUUCUCUGGCAGCCUUAGCAUUGAGCGUCCCCCUGUCCUGUGCUCAUAUUCAGUGGCAAGGCUGGGAUCUUUCAGGCUCUUGUCCAUCUGGGAAAUAGAUAUAAAGCUAUAGGGACCAUCUGUCUUAGUUGCUAGGAUGCUUUUAACCCCAAGCCUAAUGGGCAAGCCUCACGGGUCCCCCUGGCAAAAACUGGACCCAUUUUCAGAAUUCCCAUGACCAUGCCCUCUGUGUUCCCUUUCACAACAGAAGUCCGGCACAGCUGUCUUCUCCUAUGGGAGAGCUGAGAACUAGGCAGGCAGAAUGGCCAGAGUCUAGAAGUAACCACCUUCUUUGGGUGUGGGGUAAACUGGUGUUUGAGAUCGUCUCUGUUAGAGUGGACAGUAUCAGAGAACCUGAGAGUGUCAAGGGGAGAGCUUAGUGUUAUCUCACCUCAUGUCUCAUUUUGCUGAUGAGGCCAAUGAGAGAAAUGGAGGUGUCCCAGGCACUCAGAAAACCGGUAGUAGAGCUGCAACCUCAAUUCCCAAGCCUCCUUACCCUGCUCAGUCCUUACUUGCUGAUGAAGUCAGCUUGCAGCAUUUAUGGUAGGCAUUUAUUAAAGUAGGUACAAUAGUACAUCUGUGGUACAGAUGAGCUCUUUGGGUCUUUGUUGUCCCUACACCUCUCUACAGGUUCCUGACCUUCAGCCCAAGGCUUCUUUAGCUUUUACUCUGCCCAGUGGGGAAAACAGCUUUUUGGGCUCAGCUUUGGGAGCUUGGCCUUUGCCUACUUCAGCCCCUGGGCUCUCACCACUGUGGGUGGUGUGACCUAGGACUUGUUUUUGUUGUCUUGGAACCAGAAGGGGUGUUCUUGGCAGGGUUGGGUCUGGCCAGCUAUGUGGGUAGAAGGGCAUCCUUUUCUGUCCUGCAAUUAGGCUUCAUGGCACAUGGCCUCACAUGGUGCCUGGGGACUUUCCUAAGGUUCCACCAUGAGCCAGACUUUGUUCCAAAUCCUGAUUUAAACCUGAACUUCUUGCUAAACUGGUCCAGAAUACUGGGAUUCCUCAGAUUGUAUGCCCUAAGGAUGUGCUGUGGGCUUAAUCUGAUAAACUUUUAGCCUCUUUUAGCCUCCUAUAGCCCCUGACUUCCCAGGCUCCUAAUCCCAGUCUCAUAAGAUAAUAAAAUAGAAUAGGCUGGAGGUCAAUGGGCUCAGGGUCAGCUGGUGGGACAAUCAACAGCCUCCUGGCAGCAGAGGUGGUAAAGAGGCAAGGAAAGAGUGCCAGAAAGGGGCGUUGCCCCUGGGUAAGAGCUCAGAAAUGCAGGGGGUGGAAAAGGGGUGGGAUGGGAUCCCACUGGUAGAAAUUACUCCCUCUGUCAAUGAUUAACUCCCAGCCAAAGGGAUGGCCUAGGAGGAGGGCCCAGCUAAGAGGAACUUUGGACUUGAGGCAGGGUAUCCAGAGAGCCGGCGUGUGGUCUGCAGAAGAGAAGGACAUGGCUGAGUGGCAGGGCUGGUCUCCAAGGACUGGAGUGAGAUCCUGCAGCUGUGGGCUUCAAGAAGUCUCCUGGGACUAUCAGAUGGCUCCUUCUUGUAGCAGCAGCUGUGGAGUCCACUGGCCCUGAGCCCUGAGAGGGGUAGCUGUGGGGGACCUCCUGUCCUUUACCUUGCAAGGGCCUCAGUUGUGCUUUUUCCCACUAGGCAGCCAUGGGUGCCAGGCAGUGCUGAGAGCAGUGGGGCAUGGCUGCAGCCCUGCAGGUUCUGCCCCGCUUGGCCCGAGCCCCCUUGCAUCCAUUCCUGUGGGGGGGCCCAGUGGCCCGGCUGGCCAGCAGCAUGGCCUUAGCAGAGCAGGCGCGGCAGCUGUUUGAGAGUGCUGUGGGUGCAGUGCUGCCGGGCCCCAUGCUGCACCGGACACUGUCCUUGGAUCCUGGUGGCAGACAGCUGAAGGUGCGGGACCGGAACUUUCAGCUGAAGCAAAACCUGUACCUGGUGGGCUUUGGCAAGGCUGUGCUGGGCAUGGCAGCUGCAGCUGAGGAACUACUGGGCCAGCAUCUCGUGCAGGGCGUGAUCAGCAUUCCCAAGGGGAUCCGUGCUGCCAUGGAGCGUGCCGGCAAGCAGGAGAUGCUACUGAAGCCACAUAGCCGUGUCCAGGUAUUUGAGGGUGCAGAGGACAACCUCCCGGACCGUGAUGCACUGAGAGCUGCAUUGGCCAUCCGGCAGCUGGCCGAGGGACUCACAGCUGAUGACCUGCUGCUCGUACUGAUCUCAGGUGGGGGAUCAGCCCUGCUGCCUGCCCCCAUCCCACCUGUCACACUGGAAGAGAAACAGACACUCACCAAACUGCUGGCGGCCCGUGGAGCCACCAUCCAGGAGUUGAAUACCAUUCGGAAGACCCUGUCCCAGCUCAAGGGUGGGGGGCUGGCUCAAGCCGCCUACCCUGCCCAGGUGGUGAGCCUCAUCCUGUCCGACGUGGUGGGGGACCCUGUGGAGGUGAUCGCCAGUGGCCCCACUGUGGCCAGUUCCCACAGUGUGCAAGAUUGCCUGCAUAUCCUCAACCGCUAUGGCCUCCGUGCAGCCCUGCCACGUUCCGUGAAGACUGUGCUAUCUCGGGCCGACUCUGACCCCCAUGGGCCACACACCUGUGGCCAUGUCCUGAAUGUGAUCAUUGGCUCUAAUGUGCUGGCACUGGCUGAGGCCCAGCGGCAGGCCGAGGCACUGGGCUACCAGGCUGUGGUGCUUAGUGCAGCCAUGCAGGGUGAUGUGAAAAGUGUGGCCCAGUUCUACGGGCUGCUGGCCCAUGUGGCUAGAAGCCGCUUCACCCCAUCCAUGGCUGGGGCUUCUGUAGAGGAAGAUGCACAGCUCCGUGAGCUGGCAGCUGAGCUUCAGAUCCCAGACCUGCAGCUGGAGGAGGCUCUGGAGACCAUGGCUCAGGGAAGGGGCCCAGUCUGCCUGCUGGCGGGUGGCGAGCCCACAGUGCAGCUGCAGGGCUCAGGCAAGGGUGGCCGGAACCAGGAACUGGCCCUGCGUGUUGCAGCAGAGUUCAGAAGGUGGCCACUGGGACCUAUAGAUGUGCUGUUUCUAAGUGGUGGCACUGAUGGGCAGGAUGGACCCACAGAGGCUGCUGGGGCCUGGGUCACACCUGAGCUUGCCAGCCAGGCUGCAGCUGAGGGCCUGGACAUGGCCACCUUCCUAGCCCACAAUGACUCACAUACCUUCUUCUGCCGUCUCCAGGGCGGGGUGCACCUGCUGCACACAGGGAUGACAGGUACCAAUGUCAUGGACACCCACCUCUUGUUCCUGAGGCCUCGGUGAUGGCAUAGGUUACAUUCUGGGAGUUCAGAGGAGGCCUCCAAGGGCAAGGUCAGAUGGCAGACCAAGGUUGCUCCUCAGGGCCUCACUAGGCUUUAGGGCCCCUCCUUGGCCUUGGCUGCUUGGUUGGCUGUCACCUCUCACUCAGGGCCUCUGCUCUAUGUCCAUUCCCCUCCAGCCAGACUGGCAGAUGGGGGCUCCCCUCUAUCCCUACUCUCUGGAUGGCAGCAGGUACCCCUGAGGAUGAGGACAAGCACCUCAUCUAGUUCACUGUUCCCAUGCUUCUCCCUAGACAGCCUUUCUGUUGAACCCCUCACCCUGUUUUUUUCUGUGAAGCGAAAAUUUCUGAAAUAAAUAGGACUAUGCCAUGGGUUCUCAGUGUGCCUUCCUCAGAGUGAGGCCUCACAGAGGAGCUGCUGGAAGGGGAGCCUAGUAUGGCUGCAGCCACAGUGCCAGAGCCUGGCAGAACUCUUAACACCCCUCUGCUGGGCUGAGUUAUACAGGACUUGCCUCACAUCACGGGAGCCUGUGCCUGUCUCUCUGGAGCAUGUGAGGGUUGAGCCUGGCUCCUGACAGCUUUGGUGUGUGUGAGCAGAGACCCUGGGGAGGACAGGCCUAAGGACUGCAGUCUGGGUGACUGGCCACCCACCCAACCAUGACUCCGCAGUGGCACCAUUACUAUGGCCUCUCCGGCCUCAGUCUGGCCUCGUUGGAUGGACGUCCCUUCUGCCUUUGGACAGCCCUUAGCUACAGACUGCACUUCUGGUUGAGUUGAAGUUUGUUCCGCUGCCCAGUGCUCAUUCCUUGUGACAGCCCUUGUCCUAGGCCGAACAUCCCCAGUUCCUUCAGCCACUCCUCUGGGGACCAAUCCAGACUCUGAUGUCAGUCAACCCUUUAGUGGGGGGUCUCAGCGCUGGGAUGGGGUCCAGGUAGUGACAAGGUCCAGUGGCCCGCACCCUUUCCCGUGACCACUGGCGUGCGAAGAGGCAAGUGGGAGUAGAGGAAUGGCUGCCUUGGCCUGGCCAGCAGCCUGGGUUGAGAGAGGGAGGUGCCACUGUCCUGCCUCCCUUCGGGCUCCCUUGCUCAGUGUCAGAGCCCUCCGCUGGCUGUCCCCGCCGUGCGCCACGGCUCCAAUCCCUAUAUGAAUGAGCAGUAGAAUCACAUAGGAAUAAAAAGCCAUAGAGAACAACG